Molecule: messenger RNA, 542 nt
Organism: Oncorhynchus masou masou (cherry salmon)
Lineage: Eukaryota; Metazoa; Chordata; Actinopteri; Salmoniformes; Salmonidae
Product: cathepsin E-like
Exons: 3
Biological process (GO): proteolysis
Molecular function (GO): aspartic-type endopeptidase activity
Source: RefSeq, a predicted model, not a curated record
GUUUUCCUCCACCUCUUCCACUGCAGUGUACAGGUUCAGGGAGCCUUGAACUUCUGUCCCCGCGGCUGUCAGGCCAUCGUUGAUACAGGCACGUCUCUCAUCAUCGGCCCCAACCGUGACAUCCUCGCUCUACAACAGCUGAUAGGAGCUACCCCCACCUCCAUUGGAGAGUACCUGAUUGACUGCGCCCGAAUCUCCAGCCUGCCCCAGGUGACCAUCACGCUCAACGGGGUGGAAUACGUGCUCACUGCUGAGUCCUACGUCAAAAGGGAGUUGAUGGGUGAUCAUGAGAUCUGUUUCAGUGGGUUCCAGGGGGAGGAUCUGCACUCCUCAACGGAUCCUUUGUGGAUCCUAGGGGACGUGUUCCUCUCUGAUUACUAUAGUAUCUAUGACCGGGGACAGGACAGGGUGGGCUUCGCUAAGGCCAGACACACACGCUAUACAACGUUGGAUGCAGAGAUGGAUAGAUAGAUGGGAGGUGGGAAGGGUAAAUGGAGCGAUGGAAGUAGGGAGUCAUGGAUGGAUGGAUGAUAGAAGGAGGG